Brachypodium distachyon (stiff brome) is the source of this 2527-nucleotide messenger RNA. Its product is annotated as scarecrow-like protein 33. The record is from RefSeq and is a predicted model, not a curated record. Gene Ontology annotation, molecular function: DNA-binding transcription factor activity; sequence-specific DNA binding. The transcript has a single exon. Gene Ontology annotation, biological process: regulation of DNA-templated transcription. Gene Ontology annotation, cellular component: nucleus. The coding region runs from base 3 to 1748 and encodes 581 amino acids. Lineage: Eukaryota; Viridiplantae; Streptophyta; Magnoliopsida; Poales; Poaceae.
GCAUGCUGAUGGAGGAUGGCAUCGUUGACAAGUUUGUCUACCAGUACCCUGACCAGCCAAAGCUCCUGCAGGCCGAGCAACACUUCGUCCAGAUCCUCUCCACCGCAGCCACCGCCUCCUUCGACGCCCAAGAGUCCUCGGCACCAGAUGCGCUUGCCUGUGCCUUGCUGCCCAGCAAGGUACAGGAUCCAGCUUUCUUCUGGAGUGGCACGGUGGAGCUCAGCAGUACCUUGUUUCCCCUCGAGUGCAGCACCGUCAUGAACAAGAUGUCGCACAUGGCAUUCUUCAAAGGCAUAGAGGAGGCCAAAAUGUUCUUGCCUAGAGACAAUGAUAUGGUGGAUAGUAGGGGGUGUAAGAACAAGUUUGACAUGGGUGGUGUGACGGAGCCAGCCAUGGGCAGGAGCAGCAAGCGGAUAGCGGUGAUGGUGCAAACUGACACGGAGGACGACGAGCUCAAGAAGAUGUUGGACAGGCUCAUCCUCGAUGGUUACGACAGGUACCCCGGUGAGAUGCAGGACAUACUGAUCACUCUGGACAAGGAGAACAUCCGCAGACAUAGGAGGCGCGGUGCCAGACAGAUGGCGGUGACUGACCUGGAAAUGCUACUGAUCCGCUGUGCGGAAGCGGUGGCCAGCAACAACCGGUCCAGCGCAAGCGAGCUUUUGGAGCGGAUCAAGUGGCACUCCUCGUCAAGAGGGAACGCUAGGCAGCGGCUGGCACAUUACUUCGCCCAAGCGCUGGAGGCCCGGCUGGCUGGCACCGGGAGGCAGUUCUACCAGCCGCUCAUUGGGACACGUACCUCCAUUGUGGAGCUUAUUAAGGCACACCAUCUGUACAGCGCCACCUUCUGCUUCGUCAAGGUGGCAUUUCUCUUUUCCAACAAGACCAUCUACAAUGCCGUUGCAGGGAGGAGGAAGCUGCACAUUGUGCACUAUGGCAUCAACACCGGAUUGCAGUGGCCGGACUUGAUCCGGUGGCUGGCGAACAGGGAGGGUGGGCCACCAGAGGUGAGGAUGACCAGCAUCGACAGGCCCCAGCCUGGAUUCCGUCUGUCUGAGCAAAUCGAGGAGGCAGGGCACCGACUCGACAAUUAUGCAAGCAAGUUCGGCGUGUCAAUCAAGUUCCACGCCAUCACAGCUGAGCCGGAGGCUGUUCGGGCUGAGGACCUCCACAUCGAUCCUGAUGAGGUGCUUGUCGUGAACAGCCUAUUCCAGUUCAGGAACUUGAUCGACGAGAGCCUUGACUUUGACAGGGUAAGCCCAAGGGACAAGGUGCUUAACACUAUCAAGAAGAUGAAGCCAUCCGCGUUCGUCCAUGCCAUCAGCAAUGGGUCAUACGGCUCGACAUUCUUCAUGACGCGGUUCCCCCAUGUGUUGCACAACUUCACAGCAAUGCUCGAUGUGAUGGAGACCAUGAUUCCACGAAAUAACGACAAGAGACUGCAGGUGGAGCGGGCCUUCUUUGCACGGUCUGCCAUGAACAUGAUUGCUUGCGAAGGUGCAGACAGGGUGGAGCACCCUCAAAACUACAAGGAGUGGCAGACGCGAAGCCACCGGGCAGGGCUGAGGCAGUUGCCAUUGGACCCUGAUAUAGUUCUGAUGCUCAAGGAAGAAGUGAGGAAUCGGUACCACAAGCAUUUGAUGAUCAACGAGCAUCACUGGUGGCUUCUGCAGGGAUGGAAAGGUCGGGCGCUCUAUGCCCUCUCGACAUGGGCAGCUGAUGACGCUGGUGGUUCUGAAUUGACAUAGAUAUAGAUAGGUUGAGUACCGAUGGAUAUACGUUUAUUCUGGUGUUUCUAUGUCAUGUAUGCAUAGUACAUAGCUUUUCAUAACUUUUGGUAUGUGUUUGUCUGCUGCAGCUUCAGAUGUGUUUGUUCUUAUUCUCUUUUUUUUGUAUCUGUAACUCAGGUACAAGAAACCAUGCUCAGGUUGUCCAGUUGCACCUGUUUCUCAGUCUGACAAGGUGGCUGGAUAUCUAUCUUCAGUUUUCUGAAUCAUACAUGAUAUGAUAUAUGAGGAUCUGGGCACUAUAUAGCAUGGCCAGUUGGUAGUGAUUCACUAAUUCUACAUGAAGCAAUAAGUCUGGUAAGAUGGCUGGAAUGUAUUGAAAUUGCAAAUUGUUUCCAUGUCCUGGUUAGUUCCUGAUGCCUGCUCAAGGUUCCAGUUGUUGCAGCACCAGAUGUCUAGCAUUCCUGUACGCUGGUAUGAUGUUUCCUCAAGUAGUCAAGGUGCAGAGGUCAUUUUAUCGUUCUCUAAUCUCUCUACCUGUUUUUUAUUCCAUGUGCUUUAGUUUUUUUUUCUUAAUGUACAUUGGAAAGUACACCUCAUUUGUAUUUUCAGUUGGGUCUUGACACUCGUAUGCAGAAGAAUGGAGAGAAAAAUCUGAAAGACGUAAAAGCACUCAUAUAUAUGCACCCCGACAGACAUACGCAAGGCCAACUCAGGGUCUCAGGCACAUUGCAUAUGAUGUUUUGGAGCACCUGGUUGGAAAAUAGAGUGCAGAGAUCUAACACCAUUGUUUUUCUCUC